This is a messenger RNA of Jaculus jaculus (lesser Egyptian jerboa), 5698 nucleotides long. It is a transcript of the gene Brd4, whose product is annotated as bromodomain containing 4. NCBI's taxonomy places the organism in Eukaryota, Metazoa, Chordata, Mammalia, Rodentia, Dipodidae. Bases 112 to 4152 code for a protein of 1346 amino acids. Gene Ontology annotation, biological process: positive regulation of transcription elongation by RNA polymerase II; chromatin remodeling. Gene Ontology annotation, cellular component: chromatin; nucleus. The transcript is spliced from 20 exons. The record is from RefSeq and is a predicted model, not a curated record.
CCUGCCGCCGCCAUUUUGUCGGAGGAGGAGGGAGCGGCGGCAUCUGCGGCGGGAUCCGCGGCGCGCCGGAGGCCUGGAGUGCCUGGCGAAGAAUGUGAUGGGAUCUUUAGAAUGUCUGCGGAGAGCGGCCCUGGGACGAGAUUGAGAAAUCUGCCAGUAAUGGGGGAUGGACUAGAAACCUCCCAAAUGUCUACAACGCAGGCCCAGGCCCAACCCCAGCCAGCCAAUGCAGCCAGCACCAAUCCCCCACCUCCAGAGACCUCCAACCCCAAUAAGCCCAAGAGGCAGACUAACCAACUGCAAUAUCUGCUCAGAGUGGUGCUCAAGACACUAUGGAAACACCAGUUUGCAUGGCCUUUCCAGCAGCCUGUGGACGCUGUCAAGCUGAACCUCCCUGAUUACUAUAAGAUCAUAAAGACGCCUAUGGAUAUGGGAACAAUAAAAAAGCGCUUGGAGAACAACUAUUACUGGAACGCUCAGGAAUGUAUCCAGGACUUCAACACUAUGUUUACAAACUGUUACAUCUACAACAAGCCUGGAGACGACAUCGUGUUAAUGGCAGAAGCUCUGGAGAAGCUCUUCUUGCAAAAAAUCAACGAACUGCCGACAGAAGAGACUGAGAUCAUGAUCGUCCAGGCGAAAGGUCGAGGACGGGGGAGGAAGGAAGCAGGGACUGCCAAGCCUGGUGUUUCCACGGUACCCAGCACAACUCAAGCAUCAACUCCUCCGCAGACGCAGACCCCUCAGCAGAACCCUCCACCUGUGCAGGCCACGCCUCACCCCUUCCCCGCCGUCACCCCCGACCUCAUCGUCCAGACCCCUGUCAUGACAGUGGUGCCGCCCCAGCCACUACAGACGCCGCCACCAGCGCCCCCCCAGCCACCCCUCCCGCCGGUUCCAGCUCCGCAGCCUGUGCAGAGCCACCCGCCCAUCAUUGCAGCCACCCCGCAGCCCGUGAAGACAAAGAAAGGAGUGAAAAGGAAAGCAGACACCACCACCCCCACCACAAUCGACCCCAUUCACGAGCCGCCCUCACUGGCCCCAGAGCCCAAGACCACCAAGCUGGGUCCCCGGCGGGAGAGCAGCCGGCCUGUGAAGCCCCCCAAGAAGGACGUGCCCGACUCUCAGCAGCACCCGAACCCGGCUCCAGAGAAGGGCAGCAAGGUCUCCGAGCAGCUUAAGUGCUGCAGCGGCAUCCUCAAGGAGAUGUUCGCCAAGAAGCACGCCGCCUACGCCUGGCCCUUCUACAAGCCUGUGGACGUGGAGGCUCUGGGCCUGCACGACUACUGCGACAUCAUCAAGCACCCCAUGGACAUGAGCACCAUCAAGUCUAAACUAGAGUCCCGUGAGUACCGAGAUGCUCAGGAAUUUGGUGCCGAUGUGCGAUUGAUGUUCUCCAACUGCUACAAGUACAACCCCCCUGACCACGAGGUGGUAGCCAUGGCUCGGAAGCUGCAGGACGUGUUUGAAAUGCGCUUUGCCAAGAUGCCGGAUGAGCCUGAGGAGCCGGUGGUGGCCGUGUCUUCUCCUGCAGUGCCACCCCCUACCAAGGUGGUGGCCCCACCCUCGUCCAGCGACAGCAGUAGUGACAGCUCCUCGGACAGCGACAGCUCCACCGACGACUCUGAGGAAGAGCGAGCCCAGCGGCUGGCUGAGCUCCAGGAGCAGCUCAAAGCCGUGCAUGAGCAGCUUGCAGCCCUGUCGCAGCCCCAGCAGAACAAACCAAAGAAAAAGGAGAAAGAUAAGAAGGAAAAGAAGAAGGAGAAGCACAAAAAGAAAGAGGAGGCAGAGGAGAACAAGAAGAACAAAGCCAAGGAACUUCCUCCCAAAAAGACAAAGAAAAACAGCAGCAGCAACAGCAAUGUGAGCAAGAAGGAGGCAGCACCCUUGAAGAGCAAGCCCCCUCCUGCCUAUGAGUCGGAGGAGGAGGACAAAUGCAAGCCCAUGUCCUACGAGGAGAAGCGGCAGCUGAGCCUGGACAUCAACAAGCUCCCUGGUGAGAAGCUGGGCCGCGUGGUGCACAUCAUCCAGUCCAGGGAGCCCUCGCUCAAGAACUCCAACCCUGAUGAGAUUGAGAUUGACUUUGAGACCCUGAAGCCGUCCACGCUCCGGGAGCUGGAGCGCUAUGUCACCUCCUGUUUGCGGAAGAAAAGGAAGCCUCAAGCUGAAAAGACCGAUGUGAUUGCUGGCUCCUCCAAGAUGAAGGGCUUCUCAUCCUCCGACUCGGAGAGCACCAGCGAGUCCAGCUCCUCUGACAGCGAAGACUCCGAAACAGAGAUGGCUCCAAAGGCAAAGAAGAAGGGGCACCCUGGGAGGGACCAAAAAAAGCACCAUCACCACCACCAUCCGCAGAUGCAGCCAGCCCCGACUCCAGUGCCCCAGCAGCCACCUCCACCUCCCCAACAGCCUCCACCGCCCCCACCGCCGCAGCAGCAGCAGCAGCAGCAGCCCCCGGCCCCUCCAGCACCGCCCUCCAUGCCACCGCAGACUGCCCCAGCGAUGAAGUCUUCUCCCCCGGCCUUCAUCACCGCCCAGGUGCCUGUCCUGGAGCCUCAGCUGCCAGGCAGUGUCUUCGACCCCAUCGGCCACUUCACCCAGCCCAUCCUGCACCUGCCGCAGCCUGAGCUGCCCCCUCACCUGCCCCAGCCGCCUGAGCACAGCACUCCGCCCCAUCUCAACCAGCACGCCGUGGUCUCUCCUCCAGCCCUGCACAACGCCCUGCCCCAGCAGCCUUCGCGGCCCAGCAACCGAGCCGCUGCCCUUCCCCCGAAGCCGGCCCGUCCCCCAGCCGUGUCCCCUGCCCUAGCCCAGCCACCCCUGCUCCCACAGCCCCCCAUGGCUCAGCCCCCCCAGGUGCUGCUGGAGGAUGAAGAGCCACCUACCCCGCCCCUCACGUCCAUGCAGAUGCAGCUGUACCUGCAGCAGCUGCAGAAGGCGCAGCCCCCCACGCCGCUCCUCCCUUCCGUGAAGGUGCAGCCCCCGCCCCCGCCGCCACCCCACCCUCCUGCGCAGCCGCCGUUGCAGCCACCACCGCCACCGCCUCCCCAAGCCCAGCCCCCACCACGGCCCGUGCACUUACAGUACAUCCAGCAGCCACCACCAGCCCCGGGACAGCAGCCCUCCCAUCCCGCCCCGGGACAGCAGCCCCCUCCACCCCAGCCUGCCAAGCCUCAGCAAGUCAUCCAGCAUCACCCUUCUCCCCGACACCACAAGUCAGACCCCUACGCAGCCGGUCACCUUCGUGAAGCCCCCUCCCCGCUUAUGAUACAUUCCCCCCAGAUGCCACAGUUCCAGAGCCUGACUCAUCAGUCUCCACCCCAGCAAAAUGUCCAGCCUAAGAAGCAGGAGCUGCGUCCGCCCUCGGUGGUCCAGCCGCAGCCCCUGGUGGUGGUGAAGGAGGAGAAGAUUCACUCGCCCAUCGUCCGCAGUGAGCCCUUCAGCCCCUCGCUGCGGCCAGAGCCCCCCAAGCACCCUGAGAGCAUCAAGGCCCCGAUCCAUCUGGCCCAGCGGCCUGAGAUGAAGCCCGUUGAUGUCGGGAGGCCUGUGAUCCGGCCGCCUGAGCAGAGUGCGCCCCCGCCGGGAGCCCCCGACAAGGACAAGCAGAAACAGGAGCCCAAAACGCCAGUAGCACCAAAAAAGGACCUGAAAAUCAAGAACAUGGGCUCCUGGGCCAGCCUGGUGCAGAAGCAUCCCACCACCCCGUCCUCCACAGCCAAGUCAUCAAGCGACAGCUUUGAGCAGUUCCGCCGCGCCGCUCGCGAGAAGGAGGAGCGGGAGAAAGCCCUGAAGGCCCAGGCCGAGCACGCUGAGAAGGAGAAAGAACGGCUGCGGCAGGAGCGCAUGAGGAGCCGAGAGGAUGAGGACGCACUGGAACAGGCACGGCGCGCCCACGAGGAGGCACGGCGGCGCCAGGAGCAGCAGCAGCAGAGGCAGGAGCAGCAGCAGCAGCAGCAGCAGCAGCAGGCCGCCGCUGUGGCCGCAGCCGCCGCCCCCCAGGCACAGAGCUCCCAGCCCCAGUCCAUGUUGGACCAGCAGAGGGAGUUGGCCCGGAAGCGGGAGCAAGAGCGGAGGCGCCGGGAGGCAAUGGCAGCUACAAUUGACAUGAAUUUCCAGAGUGAUCUUCUGUCAAUAUUUGAAGAAAAUCUUUUCUGAGAGCACCUAGGUGACUUCUGGCUUUGAUUUUCUGGCAAAGCGUUGACUCGGUAGUGUUAGGGCUGCAGUGAGGUGGGAGCCGCGGCCAGCUCUCUGCUCCUGGCUCUCCUGCAUGCUAUGCCCGGGGCAGGCCUGACGGGCAACGGAGGACCGCAGAGCCCAUCUGCCUUAUAGCCAGCCGGACCGACGUCCCUCCCCACCACGCUCUCGCAGGACGUCAGCUCAGAGCACGCCGCGAUAAGAGCAGGUGCCGGCCGGACCCAAGGCCUGUGUCCCUGCGUGUGAGGCAGAGACCCUCCUCUGCGCCAAAUGUCUACACAGUAUACACAGGACGUGGCUGCCGCCGCCGCCGUGACUGGUUCUGUCCUGAGAACGUGACGUUCCUGCCCUGCUCGUUGGGAGUCUUUCCCCACACCCCAGCCCAGGAGACCAGGGCCAGCCGGCGUGAGCUGGAGCAGCAGGGCACCGGCCCACCCCUUUUCCGGCACUGACUUUGCCUUGAACAGACCCCUCUCCUCCCCCACAAGCCUUUAAUUGAGAGCUGCUCUCUAUAAGUGUUCGCUUGUGCAAAAGGGAAUAGUGCCAUGGAAGUGUGUGUGUGUCCGUGGCAAUUCGGAUUAAGGCGACUGUCCACGUGUGGGCAGGCCUCAACUGGGGAGUAAGGCCACCAACCAAAGUCAGUUCCUUCCCGCCUGUGUUUCUGGGGUUUUUUGUUGUUCUCGUUGUUCGUUUGUUUUGUUUUGUUUUGGGGGUUAUGUUUGUUUAGUUUUUUCCCCUAUAUAUAUAUAAAUAUAUAUAUAUUUUUGUUGUUGUUGUUGAAAUUCUAUUUUAUUUUUGAUUCUCUCUUUUCCUCCAGACACAAUGGCACUGCUUAUCUCCAAAAUGGUGUGAUCGUCUCAUUGAGCAGCGGCUCCCACCGAUGCCGUGGGUAGUGUGUGACCGUGGCUGUACUGUAUAGUGAACAUAGUUGGCAUAUCUUUCUUUGAAGUUUGUUGGUGUUUAAAAAAAAAACCCACAAAACUUAAUCCACAAAACACACACAAAAAGAAAACAUACACACACACACAAAAAAAAAAAAAAACCUGCCUAUAUGCAGUUACAAACUUUAUUAGUCUAUUUUUUAAUUAUAAAUCCAGAAAGAUGCAAUAUCUUUCCCUCCUUCCCCCUUAUUUGUUGGCCUUUGUUUUUUAAUGUCAAUCCGUUUGUUUUUACAUGAAAGGAAGAGCUUGGGGAUGAGGUGGGUGCCAGGCACUGGGGAGGGGCCAAACAGAGCCUCCCCCGCGCCCCUCCCCACACACACACGGCACCUGGUCUAACCAGCCAGCUGCUCCUUCCUUUCCAUCCUUUUUUUUUUUUUUUUUUUUUUUUGAGUUCAUCAUGGGGCCCUUGGUGAGGUUAUACGUGCCAUGAGAACCCAUUCUACACCACAAUGCUGGUGCCUCAGUGUUGGCCAAACUCUGGAGUCACUGACUGGUUUGACUUUCAUACGGUGAAUAUGCAUUUGGUCUGUACUGAUCAUGGAAUAAACACAUCUCUCUUUUUUUAA